Molecule: messenger RNA, 1563 nt
Organism: Penicillium canescens
Lineage: Eukaryota; Fungi; Ascomycota; Eurotiomycetes; Eurotiales; Aspergillaceae
Exons: 3
Coding region: 1-1563 (520 amino acids)
Source: RefSeq, a predicted model, not a curated record
AUGGCAAUCCAACGUCAGAUUGAAUUUGAAGGCAAUGAUACGGCCUAUAUCCAGUUCCUCGAAAAUAAAGUAUUGGAGCUAGAGAAUGUCCUGCAGACUUUACCAAACCAGAGGAUCCGUCCGUCCGUCCCCCAGUCAGGAAGUGCCGGAUCAAACCCUCGCUCUAGCAGUCGUCAAUCUUCUACGAAUGAGCGUGGUAAUCGUCCGACUGGAUUUCAAGUCAUCGAAUACGACCCAAAACACGUUGACUGCUAUCCCAAAAGAGUUAAAUCCAGUAGCCAGACACGACACAGGUGGCGAUCUGAUUUGAACAGUCUCCUUGCGAAAGUACCGCCUUUGGAUUAUUGGCGAUCUCACAAGCAAGAGUUAUCAGAGAAGAGCAGAAUUACGCUGGAGGUUCUGGCCCAAGCUGAUAUUUCAUUAUACCAAACACCCAUAGUCCCCCCCCGGACUUACUCUGGACCUGUUGAUCUUGUUCCUAUCUUGCACCAAUAUUGUAACUUUGCGAUGAAAACAAGCCCUGAAGGAGAUUUCUACUGCAAGUUGACGUGCUUCCGAGAACUCGUGUUCAUGUCAUUUUGUGCCGUCGCACUCAAAGUGGCUGAUAACGCAGCCAGCGUAUUUAAAGUGAUGCGAGAAUAUAGCGGAUCUGAAGCUCAGGAGAAACACCUGAUUAAGCUGACUCGUGGUGCAAUUUGGGCAAAUCGCUCGAUUUUCGCUUUGUCUGGGACUCAGUGGGGAUCAGAUUGCUCUGAUGUCUUUUUGCUGGCUGGGCAGCCUGUUUCUUUCUAUGCACGAUACGCCGAGUAUUCUGAAAGUCUGCCGUAUUUCCUGCACCAGAUGAGAACGAAGGCCGGCGAUCAUGCUAGCUCCGGAAAAGAUUUCAGACCAAUGUCUCUUGCUGUUCCUCUCAUAAUUGAGAGGCUUGCUCGGGGGAGUUUGUCCCUUGGAUACGAAUUACGAUACAUGGAAGACUGUCGUCUACCAUUUGACCAGGCGUUGAAUCAUUCAAUUACAAAGAAACGACAUUUUGGGCCAGCACAGCCCAACGCAUCCAAGAGGCCUCGUUUGUCCCAAUCCCAGUCUACAUCGUCAAAUCCAACCCCCAACCAGGCUAUACGAAACUGCGAAGAGACAACCACGGGAACUAAUGUCGCUUUGUCUGCUGAGAGCAUUCCCGAAUCUACAUUUCCUCUUAACGCCAUGAGUGGAACAGAAGUACAGACAGGCUCAUGUCAAAGUGAUGUCACCAGCGGUGUUGGCUUCUCACUAGAGUUGAGUAACGCUCCGCUGUUGCAAGGAGAAUCCCCUCAACGACCUAGGUUACCGGCCGAGCAACUCAGCUUAUGUAUUACACAAUCAGAAUCUGUACCUGAUCGAGAUUGUCCUACCCUACCGCCUAUUUUCGAUGUUCCAGUUCCACACAGCUCGCAGCCCACAGCUUCAUACCCUGAAGACUAUAGCAGCUUGGACUGGGAAAAAGAUUUCCUCUUGCUGGAUUGGGAACGUGAUUACGACUAUACUGCAUUUCAUUCGGGCAACUGGCAGGAUCGACAUAGCUAA